This is a messenger RNA of Punica granatum (pomegranate), 1775 nucleotides long. The record is from RefSeq and is a predicted model, not a curated record. Lineage: Eukaryota; Viridiplantae; Streptophyta; Magnoliopsida; Myrtales; Lythraceae.
GCUACCUUCAGCCCCACAGAGCGCAGAAGAAUUUCACUGUCAGAGAGGAAGAGCGCCUCCUCUGUCAAUCUUUAACGAUCAAGAGAGAGCCUUUGCUGUAAAAAUUCAAACUUUGGUAGAGAAGGAAGGUGGCAGGCUCCCAAGAAGGUUCGGUUGAGACGAGGAAUAGCCUUCUCCAGGGGUUUCUGUCGUCUCUGUUUGCAAGCAUUGGGGGAGUUUUCGGGACGUUCAGCGAAGCCGACUGUCCUUCAUUUCCGAGGAUGGACGUGAGAGCAGAUGUUAUCCAUCAACAGCCGAGAGGAGCAGAGAAGGCAAAGAAUGUCCUGGGGGAGGCAAGAAACAGGAGAGUUCUGCAGGAUAUUGGUAACCUGGUCACUGAUCGAACUGCUCAAGUGAAACCUGCAGCUCAAAUUGCCCAUCCCGUUCGAAGGAGUUUCGGAGCACAACUAGUGGCCAAGGCACAAGCAGCAGCAACCGAGAACAAGAAACCAACAGCUUUAGUCAUAGAUAGCAAACUUGCAGCAGAACCAGAGCCUGUCCCGAAGCAGGUCGCUAGGAAACCCGAUCCCGAGGAUGUCAUUUUGAUAAGCUCCAGUGAAUCUGAGAAAGGUUCAGCCAGCACUAGGAGAGCACUCAGAAAAGGGUCUUCGAGGAAGAAAGCUCUCACUUCAGUUCUCACAGCUAGAAGCAAGGCUGCCUGUGGGCUUGCUGAUAAGCUCAAUAAUUUGGUGAUCGACAUCGAUGAAGGUGAUGCAGAUAAUGAGUUAGCUGUGGUUGAAUAUAUCGAGGAUCUCUACAAGUUUUACAAAGAGACCGAAGAUGAGGGUCGAGUGCACGACUACAUGGACUUGCAACCCGAGGUCAAUGCCAAGAUGAGAAUGAUCCUUCUUGACUGGUUGGUCGAAGUCCAUCGCAAGUUCGAACUCAUGCCUGAGACUCUGUACCUCACCAUAAACAUUGUGGACCGCUACCUCUCGGUGAAAGCUGUCCGUAAGAAGGAACUUCAGUUGGUCGGAAUCAGUGCAAUGCUCAUUGCUUCCAAGUAUGAGGAGAUUUGGGCUCCUCAGGUCAACGACUUUGUGUUCAUAUCAGAUAAUGCCUACAUGAGUGAACAGGUCCUGAUUAUGGAAAAGUCGAUACUGGAGAAGCUCGAAUGGUACAUGACAGUUCCCACACCAUAUGUCUUUCUCGUGAGGUACAUCAAGGCCUCUGUUCCAUCGGACACUGAGAUGGAAAACAUGGUGCUCUUUCUUGCUGAAUUGGGUCUAAUGCACUACCAUACUGUUAUCUUCUACUGCCCCUCGAUGAUCGCAGCUUCUGCUGUCUAUGCGGCUCGGUGUACGCUCAACAAGAGCCCUCUCUGGACCGAAACUCUAAAGCACCACACAGGCUACUCCGCCGACCAGCUCCUGGACUGUGCCAAGCUGCUUGUUAGCUUCCAUACUGCAGCUGCAGACAGCAAACUUAAGGCAGUUUACCGUAAAUUCUCGAGUGUGGAUCAUGGCACCGUGUCUCUUCUUGCUCCGGCAAAGACCCUUUCAGUUGAAUGACUCAUUAAAGAAGAUAGGCCUUCGACUAAAUUCUCAUUUCGAAGGUCUCCUUAUCUAGUAGCUCUAUAGGGUGCCCACAAUGCUGUGGCGGGUUCUAUAAUCUGUGAGUAGUUUUAGAGAACUAGUGGAUCAUUUUUCUUUUGUGAUCUUAGUGUUUAUGAAUGAUUCUCUACUAUGAGUGACUGAACUGAAUUUCAAUCUAUGAAUGGAAUGGUUUGUUGUGUA